AUGAGUACCACUUAUCAAUUUAACAAACUCAUCGCUGACAUCAAUCUCAUUAUAGACCCUUCAAUAAGAAAAAUUCUUUUAGAAAUUGUUAGUAUUAUUAACCAGCUUGUUAAUGUCUCGACAAACCAAAUAACAGAACAAAUCAACUUUAAUUAUUCCAAUAAUGAUUUAGAAAAAGGAAUUAUAAAAAUGGAAGAAUGGAAUAAUUGUAAAGCAACAGUUAUUUAUGACACUGAGAUAAGUCAAUGUAAUAUAAAAGAAGUAUUAAGAAAAGAGAAUAAAUGGGGAAUUAUUUGUGUUGAUGAAAAAGAAAGGAUAUUUGGUUGUUCAAAAUAUUUAUCUAAUCAAUGUUUAUGGGUAAAUAAUUCAAUUGGUACUUAUGAACGCUUACAACCUAUUAAUAAUGAAGAGUAUAUGAUUUCUAUUUGUAAUAAUGAACAAAUGAUUUUAAGUAUUGGAACUGGAUGUUGUAAAUUAGUUAUUGGAAAAGAAGGAACAAAAAACAGUUAUUCCUACUUUUUGAACUUUCUUUUUCCAAACUCAUUCUUUACUGAUAUGAAGAAAUUUAUUGUUAAAAGAAUUGUAGUUAUAAAGUUAAAUUGA
Messenger RNA from Entamoeba dispar SAW760, 603 nucleotides. RefSeq lists its product as uncharacterized. The transcript has a single exon. Bases 1 to 603 code for a protein of 200 amino acids. NCBI's taxonomy places the organism in Eukaryota, Evosea, Mastigamoebida, Endamoebidae. The record is from RefSeq and is a predicted model, not a curated record.